CCGCGCAGACUACUUAAGCUUCCCCCACCCGUAUGUUCGACCUUCCCCAUUCCAAUUGAGUCUGUGUCUAGAGAGAGAGAGAGAGAGAGAAUGAGGAUCGAAGACGGGAGUGAUCAAGUCUCUGCAUCGACGAAGCACCUUGUAUUUGCCUACUAUGUCACUGGCCAUGGCUUUGGUCACGCCACUCGUGUUGUUGAGGUGGUUCGACACCUCAUUCUUGCUGGACAUGAUGUUCACGUAGUCACUGGUGCCCCCGACUUUGUUUUCACAACCGAAAUACAGUCUCCUCGACUCUUUCUUCGCAAGCUAGUGCUAGACUGUGGAGCCGUUCAAGCAGACGCUUUGACGGUGGAUCGCCUUGCUUCCUUGGAGAAGUAUUCCGAGACAGCUGUAAAGCCUCGUGAUUCCAUUCUGGCAACGGAAGUAGAGUGGUUGAACUCCAUAAAGGCUGACUUAGUGGUUUCAGAUGUUGUUCCAGUUGCAUGCCGUGCAGCAGCUGAUGCUGGUAUUCGGUCUGUUUGUGUCACCAACUUCAGUUGGGACUUCAUCUAUGCAGAGUACGUGAUGGCAGCUGGCAACCAUCAUCGGUCGAUAGUUUGGCAGAUUGCAGAGGAUUAUUCUCACUGUGAGUUCUUAAUCCGCCUUCCAGGAUACUGCCCAAUGCCUGCUUUUCGUGAUGCGAUUGAUGUACCUUUAGUUGUGAGGAGGUUUCACAAAUCUCGCAAGGAGGCAAGGAAGGAGCUUGGGAUCGGAGAAGAUGUGAAACUUGUUAUCCUGAACUUUGGUGGUCAGCCAGCAGGUUGGAAGUUAAAAGAGGAGUACUUGCCUUCUGGUUGGCUCUGCCUGGUUUGUGGUGCUUCUGAUAACACGGAGCUUCCUCCGAAUUUCAUAAAGCUAGCAAGAGAUGUGUAUACUCCUGAUGUCAUAGCAGCAUCUGACUGUAUGCUUGGAAAAAUUGGGUAUGGCACUGUCAGUGAAGCUCUGGCAUACAAGUUACCAUUUAUCUUUGUACGUAGAGAUUAUUUCAAUGAAGAACCAUUUUUAAGAAAUAUGCUGGAGUAUUUUCAAGGUGGUGUUGAGAUGAUUAGGAGAGAUUUACUAACUGGGCAGUGGAAACCUUACCUUGAACGUGCAGUUAGUUUGAAGCCAUGCUAUGAGGGAGGCAUUAAUGGUGGUGAGGUUGCAGCUCGAAUUUUGCAGGAUACAGCUGUUGGAAAGAACUAUGCUUCAGAUAAGCUUAGUGGAGCAAGGAGAUUGCGGGAUGCCAUAGUUCUUGGGUACCAAUUGCAAAGAGUCCCUGGAAGAGAUCUUUGCAUUCCGGAUUGGUAUGCAAAUGCUGAAAAUGAACUUGGUCGUCGUACUGGAUCACCUACUGCUAACAUGACUGAGAAUAGCUUCCAUAUGAAUUACACUGAAGACUUUGAAAUUCUUCAUGGAGAUCUUCAAGGGCUUCAGGAUACAAUGAAUUUCUUGAAUAGCUUGGCAGAACUUGAUGCUGUCAAUGAUUCUGGAAAGAAUACAGAGAAGCCCUGGAUGCGGGAACGCAUGGCUGCUGCUGGUAUCUUCAAUUGGGAGGAAGAGAUUUUUGUGGCAAGAGCACCUGGAAGAUUGGAUGUAGUCGGAGGAAUUGCAGACUAUUCUGGAAGCCUUGUCUUACAGAUGCCUAUCAGAGAAGCCUGCCACGUGGCUGUGCAAAGAAAUGAUCCAAGUAAACAGAGGCUCUGGAAACAUGCCCAGUCUCGGCAGAAUGCUAAAGGACAAGGUUCAACACCUGUGCUGCAAAUUGUGUCGUAUGGGUCAGAAUUAAGCAAUCGUAGUCCAACAUUUGACAUGGAUUUAUCCGAUUUUAUGGAUGGAGAGCAGCCAAUAUCUUAUCAAAAGGCAAAAGAAUAUUUUGCUCGAGAUCCAUCCCAGAGAUGGGCAGCAUAUGUUGCAGGGGUAAUUCUGGUUUUAAUGACGGAACUAGGCGUGCGCUUCAAGAAUAGUAUCAGCAUGCUGGUUUCUUCUGCUGUCCCAGAAGGCAAAGGUGUAUCUUCUUCUGCUUCUGUGGAGGUUGCUAGCAUGUCUGCCAUUGCUGCUGCUCAUGGUUUAGACAUCAGCCCCAGGGAUCUUGCUUUGCUCUGCCAAAAGGUAGAGAAUCAUGUAGUUGGAGCUCCAUGUGGUGUGAUGGACCAGAUGACUUCAGCGUGUGGUGAAGCCAACAAACUUCUUGCUAUGAUUUGUCAGCCUGCUGAGGUAAUAGGGCUUGUGGCUAUUCCUAGUCAUAUACGGUUUUGGGGAAUUGAUUCAGGAAUAAGACACAGCAUUGGCGGUGCAGACUAUGGAUCUGUAAGAGUGGGGGCCUUUAUUGGUCGAAAGAUGAUAAAGUCUAUUGCGUCUACAAUGUUGUCCCAAUCAUUGUCAAGUGCAAAUGGGAACAUUGAUGAAUUGAAUGAGGAUGGUGUUGAGCUACUCCGAGCUGAGGCUUCAUUAGAUUACUUGUGCAACCUGUUGCCUCACAGAUAUGAAGCUCUUUACUGUAAGCAGCUUCCAGAUUCUAUGCUAGGUGAGAAAUUUUUGGAGCAGUAUGUUGAUCACGAUGAUCCAGUCACAAUCAUUGACCACAAGCGUAGUUAUGGAGUUAGAGCAGCUGCAAGACAUCCUAUGUAUGAGAAUUUCCGAGUGAAGGCCUUCAAAGCUCUGUUAACUUCUGCUGCAUCAGAUGAGCAACUCACGGCUCUUGGAGAAUUAAUGUAUCAGUGCCAUUACAGUUACAGUGCUUGUGGACUUGGCUCGAAUGGGACAGAGAGGCUUGUGCAAUUGGUGCAAGAAAUGCAGCACAAUAAAAUGUAUAACACUGAAGACAGGACUUUAUAUGGAGCAAAGAUUACCGGUGGUGGAUCAGGUGGGACAAUUUGCGUCAUUGGCAGGAAUUGUCUGCGGAGCAGCCAACACAUUCUCGAGAUUCAGCAGAGAUACAAAGCUGCCACAGGCUACUUGCCGUUUCUUUUCGAAGGUUCGUCUCCGGGUGCAGGAAAGUUUGGGUAUCUGAGAAUCCGUCGUCGCAACCCUCCCAAACUACAAUAGUGAACUAAUUCAAAAAUAAUAAUUAUUAUAAUUGUUUCACAUAAGAGAAUAAUAAAAUUAUUCAUUAUUUGUGUUCUACUUUUACGUCCAAUUGUGAAACCAUUGUGGAACACGCAACUCAAAUGUUUGGAAGCACUUUUUUUGAGUCCACUUUUUUCAAUAAAAUAAACAUUACUCUCUC
This is a messenger RNA of Camellia sinensis, 3247 nucleotides long. RefSeq names its product L-arabinokinase. Gene Ontology annotation, molecular function: ATP binding. The record is from RefSeq and is a predicted model, not a curated record. NCBI's taxonomy places the organism in Eukaryota, Viridiplantae, Streptophyta, Magnoliopsida, Ericales, Theaceae.